This is a messenger RNA of Brenthis ino (lesser marbled fritillary), 1395 nucleotides long. The record is from the annotation of a GenBank genome assembly. Lineage: Eukaryota; Metazoa; Arthropoda; Insecta; Lepidoptera; Nymphalidae.
AUGUCUUCAUUCGUAACCUAUCGUAAUGAUAGUACAGUGAAUAUUGUUGAAGCAACCACGAAGGAUAACGUUACUUUUUAUCAAAUCGUAAUUAAAGUGGGGCCUGUGCAGUGGAACGUAUUACAUCGCUACAGUGAUUUUGUAGAGCUCCAUGAGAAAUUAGUCGUAGAUCAUGGUGUGGCAAAAGAUUUAUUGCCCCCAAAGAAAGUUAUACGCAACAAAACACCGAAAUUUGUAGAACAAAGACGUGAAGCUUUAAAUGAUUACUUAAAAAAUGUUUUUAAGUACUUGUUGCUCACUAUGCCUUCAGAAUUUGCUCACUUUUUAAAUUUUCAUUUGUAUGAUAUUUUCUUUGUGUUACAAGAGUUAGCUAAAAAAUUGUAUUUGGAAGGUGACAAGUUAUUAGAAAAUGAAAAGUCACAUAAGUUUAGUUUAUUACAGUUGCAUGCCAUUAGUGAAAGAUUUAAAAUGGCAUGUCCACCAACAGAAAAACAAGAUCAGAUGUAUGACUUUAGUCAUAUCUUGGAUUUUUGCUCUCAAGUUGGCUCUCUGAGUAUUGAAGGCAGCUAUGAAAAGUUGGGAACCAGCAACAUUGUACCUAAUGAACUACAUUUUGAUUUGAUACCAUUUAAAUCAUUGGUUGAUCUAAAGAUUCUUGGUGUUCCUAUGGAAUGCAUACAAAGUGUUGGCAGUCUACGUGAAUCAUUAACAAGCCUGUCAGUACACAUAGCCAGUGUUGUGUCUUUAAAUGAAUUUCUGCUUGUCGAUGUUUUGCACAAAGAUCCAUCUAGUCUAGCUGACACUGUGAUAUGGAAAAAACUGAAGACAAUAAAUUUUGCAAGCAACAGCAUAAACAAAGUAGACUGGGCGAUAAAAUUGGUUCCGAAACUGCAGCAUUUGAAUCUUUCAUCAAACAAAUUGCCAGAGCUCUGCGAUAUAUCGUGCCUUCAUGACCUGCAAGUACUCAACUUAUCUAUGAACCGAUUCGUUUCAUGUGAAAAUUGGCACGCGAAAAUAGGAAAUAUAGUUAAAAUUGACCUAUCGCAGAACAAAAUAGAAUCUCUCCAAGGGUUUUCGAAAUUGUAUUCAUUAGAAAGCUUGGACUUGAGUUGCAAUGUAAUAGAUGAUAUAGAGGAAGUGCAGUAUAUUUGUCGUCUGCCAUGUUUAGAAUAUCUAUGGUUAACAGCAAACCCCGUGGCAUCUUCAAUAGACUACAGGGUAAAAGUUAUAGAGCAAUUUAACGCGCGAAUGUCAGAAAUUUGCUUAGACAAUGAAAAGGCAUCGGAAAAAGAACUGGACACAGCUCGGGUUUUACAAGCUUUAAGGAUAGUCAAAGAGGGUAAGACUCCAAGUUUCUUACAAAGUAAUAACAGCAGUCAUAGUUUUAAUAGAAGU